This is a messenger RNA of Glycine soja, 2267 nucleotides long. Its product is annotated as ABC transporter G family member 11-like. The coding region runs from base 69 to 2048 and encodes 659 amino acids. The record is from RefSeq and is a predicted model, not a curated record. NCBI's taxonomy places the organism in Eukaryota, Viridiplantae, Streptophyta, Magnoliopsida, Fabales, Fabaceae. Gene Ontology annotation, molecular function: ABC-type transporter activity; ATP binding; ATP hydrolysis activity. The transcript has 8 exons. Gene Ontology annotation, cellular component: membrane.
CUCAAGAUCCGUCCCACCUACCCUCCGUUAGACAUACACGAUCAAACACCAUAUUGAUAAUAGUGAUCAUGAAUUUCCUUAUUCAUCAGCCAAUUCAAUGUAAUGCCACUAACUACGAACCCCAAAAUAAUAGUCCUAUGAUCAUGCAGUCAAACCUGGAGUUUAUUGCCACAAUUGAGGAAGAAGCCAUCAUCAAGUCCAAAGAAAGAAACACAAUUAGUACUAAGACAAAGGAGGAGGGUAUCUUCCUAACAUGGGAGGAUUUGCAGGUCACUGUUCCAAAUGGAAGGAAUGGUAGGAAACCGAUUCUUAAGGGUCUAACAGGUUAUGCCAAGCCAGGGCAGCUCUUGGCAAUAAUGGGUCCUUCUGGCUGUGGCAAAUCCACACUUCUUGAUACUUUAGCAGGAAGACUAGCUCCAAGCACAAAGCAAACAGGGAAAAUUUUAAUCAAUGGCCACAAACAUGCACUGGCUUAUGGAACAUCUGCAUAUGUGACACAUGAUGAUGCUGUGUUGUCAACAUUAACAGUUGGAGAAGCAGUGUACUAUUCAGCACAUCUCCAAUUUCCAGAAUCAAUGUCCAACAGAGACAAGAAAGAGAAAGCAGAUUUUACAAUCAGACAAAUGGGACUACAAGAUGCCACUGACACAAGGAUUAAAGGGAAGGGUUCUAAAGGCCUUAGUGAGGGACAGAAGAGAAGACUAGCCAUUUGCAUCGAGAUUCUUACAAGCCCCAAACUUCUCCUUCUUGAUGAACCAACUAGUGGCCUGGACAGUGCAGCUUCAUACUAUGUUAUGAGCAGAAUUGCAAGUCUAAAGAUAAGAGAUGGCAUCAAAAGGACAAUUGUUGUAUCCAUCCAUCAGCCUAGUAGUGAAGUUUUUGAGCUAUUUGAUAAUCUUUGUCUUCUGUCUUCAGGUGAAACAGUUUAUUUUGGCCCCACUUCUGCUGCAACCGAGUUUUUUGCUUUAAAUGGCUAUCCUUGUCCACCUCUCCACAACCCUUCUGAUCAUUUCUUGAGGAUCAUAAACAAGGAUUUCAAACUGGAUGAUGAAGAGUGCUUCAACAAAACAUUACCCAAAGAAGAAGCAGUUGAUAUCCUUGUAGGGUUCUAUAAAUCUUCUGAAAUUAGUAACCAAGUUCAGAAAGAAGUAGCAAUAAUAGGUGAAAGUGAACAUGGUUUCAUGGAGAGGAACAGAACACAGACUGCAUUUCUUACUCAGUGUCACAUUCUUGUGAGAAGAUCUUCUUUGCAUCUGUUUCGUGAUGUAAGCAAUUAUUGGUUACGUCUAUCUAUGUUUGUUCUAGCAGCUAUUAGUCUUGGCACUAUAUUCUUUGACGUUGGUUCAGGUGAAGCAUCUAUCCAGGCUAGAGGGGCCCUGGUCUCUUUUGUUGCUUCAGUUCUGACUUUCAUAACCCUUCUUGGUGGAUUCCCUCCAUUUGUGGAGCAAAUGAAGGUAUUUCAACGAGAGAGAUUGAAUGGGCACUAUGGUGUCGCUGCUUUUGUAAUUAGCCACACAUUAUCUCCUAUUCCAUAUAUGGUACUAAUGUCACUGAUUCCUGGAGUGAUCACUUACUACCUUUCUGGACUUCACACGGGACUUGAACGUUGCCUAUACUUUUCUUGUGUGCUACUUGCAUGCAUAUUGUGGGUUGAGAGCCUCAUGAUGGUGGUUUCAAGUAUCUUCCCAAAUCCAAACACAGGCAUCACAGUCUCUGGUGGAAUCAUGGGAAUCAUGAUCUUAACUGGUGGAUUCUUUCGCCUGCCAAAUGAUCUUCCCAAACCAUUUUGGAAGUACCCUAUGUACUAUGUUUCCUUCCACAAAUAUGCCUUCCAAGGAUUGUUCAAGAAUGAGUUUAUUGGCUUGAAUUUGGCUAGUGAUCAAGAUGGAGGUGCCUACAUAAGUGAUAAAGAAAUACUGACGAAGAUAUGGCAAGUGGAAAUGGGUCACUCAAAGUGGGUUGAUCUUGCUAUCUUGGUGGGGAUAAUUGUUUUGUAUAGACUUAUGUUCUUGGCGAUCAUUAAGAGCAAGGAGAAGAUGAAGGCUUGAAGAUCAAGAGUUAAUUAAAUAAUUGCUCAAAACAAACCUAGGGAAGUAAAUCUAAUUUACUAUUAUUAAAAUUCAUAUGGAUUGGAUCUUCACUAGAAUCACUACCAAAUAGGCAAAUGUGGGGCUACGGUUAUUUCUGAAGUUUGAACUAUUUACUUGAUCUCAUUUUAGAGAAACUUAUCAUAAUAAAGAAAAUAAUAUGAGAUACAAAUUAUCUAA